AUGGCUGUCGCGGGGCCCGCGCCGGUGGAGCUGGGCUUUGCCGAGGCGGCGCCGGCGUGGCGGCUGCGCAGCGAGCAGUUCCCCAGCAAGGUGGGCGGGCGGCCGGCGUGGUGCGGAGCGCCGCGGCGUCGGGGCGGGAGCCGGACGGCAGGGGCCGGCCGGGGCGGGCUCGCCUGGCAGGUUUUUAGGAAUCAGCUGCCUCGGAAGAAUGAGUUUUACUCAUUUGAGCCCCCUUCUGAGAAGCGUCCCCCGGAUGCCGGCGAAGCUGUGUGCCUCCAGCUGGAGUCGGGCACUCACCUCUGCAGGGUGUGUGGCUGUUCAGCCCCCAAAGUGUGCUCCAGAUGCCACCGGGCGCAUUACUGCAGUAAGGAGCAUCAGACGCUAGACUGGAGGUUGGUGCAUAAGCAGACGUGUACACGAGAUCAGUUGGACCAUCCAGUUCCAGAUCACAACUUCCUUUUUCCAGAAUUUGAAAUUGUAAUAGAAACAGAAGAUGAGAUUAUGCCUGAAGCUGUGGAAAAGGAAGGCGACCCUGACGUCGUCGAAAGCAUGGGUGAAGCACCUGAAGAAGAACUGGAUUCCAUGGCCAAGCAUGAAUCUAGAGAAGAUAACAUUUUCCAGAAGUUUAAAACUCAGAUAGCCCAUGAACCAGAGCAGAUUCUCAGAUACAGCAGAGGCAUGGAGCCUGUGUGGAUUUCUGGUAAAAAUGUUCCUCAAGACAAGGAUAUUCCAGAUUGUCCCUGUGGUGCCAAGAGAAUAUUUGAAUUCCAGGUCAUGCCACAGCUGCUGAACCACCUGAAAGUAGACAGACUGGGCAAGAGCGUGGAUUGGGGCGUCCUGGCCAUCUUCACCUGUGCGGAGAGCUGCAGUUUGGGCAGCGGCUACACAGAGGAAUUUGUGUGGAAGCAGGAUGUGACAGAUACAUCUUAAGGCUAAGCUG
Molecule: messenger RNA, 940 nt
Organism: Octodon degus (degu)
Lineage: Eukaryota; Metazoa; Chordata; Mammalia; Rodentia; Octodontidae
Gene: Pdcd2
Product: programmed cell death 2
Exons: 7
Coding region: 1-930 (309 amino acids)
Cellular component (GO): cytoplasm; nucleus
Source: RefSeq, a predicted model, not a curated record